AUGGUGAUGCUGAUGAUGCUGAUGAUGAUGGGGAGGCGUUUCCUGGGAGGGAGAUGUGGGUGGUUUGGAGGGGGCCGGUUUUUGGAUGAGACGGAUGAGGUUAGGGGACUGUAUGAGGGACAGCAGGAUGGCAAGGAUGGGCAGGAUGGGCAGGAUGGCGAUGGGGGGGUAGGGGUUUGUGAAGGUGAAGACGAGGGUGGUCUUAGUCCGGAUGAGGAGGUCGGAGGAUUGUUUGGGAAUCCGUCCGAGCCCACGGACCAUCUGUGGGGAAGUGGUUCGUCGUCGGCGGCGUCGCAGGGGCUGCUGGACGGAGGGUUGAUCCGUGCGCCUGAGUCGGAUGCUGCAGUCGGUUUGGGAUUGCCGCUCAGGCUUUCGUUCAAUGAGAGAGAGGCCACACUGAUGCGCAAUUAUGUGGAAAAUAUGGCGCUAUGGGCGGAUAUCACGGAUCCACAUCGACAUUUCGAGAUCGAGGUUCCCGUCAGAGCGGUACAGGAGCCGGUCCUACGCUUGGCCAUCUUCGCGUUCUCGUCUCGCCAUGUCGAACGCCAGCGGAAGGGGAACGAAGCCGAGGCUCUGCAGUACCAUAAUGCCUGUCUGCAGCUUCUGAUCCCCGCAUUGUCUGGAGCGAAGGGUGGCGUGAAUGAUGUUGUGCUUGCCACUGUUGCGAUCCUGCGACAGCAUGAGGAGAUGGAGUACGACGACAACCAGUUCCACCUGACAGGCGCAAUGCACAUCAUGAACACCGUCUCCUCCUUUGGGUCCUCGGGUGGCUUGGGCGAGGCUGCAGCCUGGCUUUGUCUCCGCGACGACAUCCACGUGUCGCUCAUCUCGCAGAAGCCUCUCCGCACGAACCUCGAAUGCUUCCAUCGCUCGGAUAUAUUUGUCCGAGACGAUGACUUCGCCUGGGCCAGCAGAAUGGUCUUUCUGCUCGCCAAGAUUCUGAGGUGCGCUUUCAACCAGGUGUCUGAGUCGACUGAGCUGCAGAUCAUCGCUCGUGAGGUGGAGGAGUGGAACGCCUCGAAACCGCCUUCGUUUGAACCGCUUCGUGCUCUUCCCCGUGGGAAAGAGGUUUCGCGUCGGUUUCCAGAGUUGUGGAUGUUGUUGCCGGUGCAUGUGGUCGGUGUCCAGUAUUAUCAUAUUGCCAAGAUUGUUUUGGCUUUUUCUUGCUGCCCGAGCCCGGUGCUUGCGUAUGAGAGCUUUAGGAACUCGCGGAAUACCGAGAAAACGAUCCGACACCACCUGUUCAUGGUCCUGGCGCUGGCCAAGUCGAAUUCCAAGGCGGAGAAUACCCUCUUCACGGCGCGCCACAGCCUGGUCGCUUCUAACGAACCAGGGGGAUGGGUCAUCCGGCACCGACUGGACCAGGAGGCAGCGGAAAUCCUGCUGAGGGAGAUGUGGACCCGGACGGGCUGGGAUGUGGCCGCAUCGAUCCAGUCUCUGAGGGAGCAAUGGGCCGAUGAGUCGGACAGCUAG
Messenger RNA from Aspergillus heteromorphus CBS 117.55, 1473 nucleotides. RefSeq lists its product as uncharacterized. Gene Ontology annotation, molecular function: DNA-binding transcription factor activity; transcription cis-regulatory region binding. The record is from RefSeq and is a predicted model, not a curated record. Gene Ontology annotation, biological process: positive regulation of transcription by RNA polymerase II. Bases 1 to 1473 code for a protein of 490 amino acids. Gene Ontology annotation, cellular component: nucleus. NCBI's taxonomy places the organism in Eukaryota, Fungi, Ascomycota, Eurotiomycetes, Eurotiales, Aspergillaceae. The transcript is spliced from 7 exons.